UUGUAUACGCCAAUAAAAGAGCUCAUUUUCCAGUUGCGUGUCCAAAAAGUCUCCACUUCUACCAAAGAGGAACCUGAGAACGGUCAUCGCGUCGUUUUAGGUGUUUUCAUCCAUCAGCGCUUCUAUGUGCACAAAAUGUGCCCAUUGAACUAUGUAGUCAAAUAUCUAUGAAUCCCGUAGGUAAUGUGCAUGACUUUUUGGGUCUCUUCUAUGCUAUGUCCACGUUUUAUGUUGAAAGUGGAAUCACUUUUCUAUGGGAUAACUAGAACUGAUAUUCGGCAAAUGGCCUACCAACUGGCUGUUCGAAACAAUAUUAACAAAAUACUUUGUAAAUCUGAAUCUCAACUUUUUGGAAGAGACUGGUUACAAAGAUUCAUGCGGAGACAUAAGGAGAAAUUAUCUACUUGGAAGCUUUUAUCAGUCAAAGCUCAUAGACUCAAAAGAAAGGAUGUCUCUAAGUUUUUCGACACUAUCGAUGAUCUUUGUGUACGCUAUAAAUUUCCUGCAGAAAGAGUCUUUAAUCUAGAUGUAAUAAGUCUGGCCAUUCGACAACAAACUAUUUACAACAUCCUACAAGUCAUAGGUUGUAAAGAAGAAAAACAUGUAAAUGCUCUGAGUACAACUGAAAAAAACUUACUAAUUACAGCAGUUAUUUGCAUGAAUGCAGCAAGCACGUUUGUCCCUCCAAUGAUAAUCUUUCCAAGGCAGAAUAUGAGUCAGAGACUGAUGGCAGGAGCACCACUUGUGUCGAUUUCCGCAUGUCAUCCCUCUGGUUGGAUUCAUACUAAUUUGUUCACAUAGUGAUUUCAACAUUUCAUUAUGAAAGUCAAAUCGAAUGAAAAGUCACCUGUGCUGUUGAUCCUAAAUGGACAUUACAGUUACACAAAGAAUAUUGAUGUUGUAGAAUUAGCUAAAAAACAUCAUGUUUAUUUGAUUAGCCUUCCACCUCACAGUACUGAUAAAAUGCAACCACUGAAUCAUUUAUGGAUAUGCUGAUAACACAUUACAGUAAAGAAAUCCAAAACUGGGAUGACACAAAUGAUAGAAAUUUAAAACCUCGUGAUAUUGUGAAAUUAUUUGGACAAGCUUAUUUAAAAACUCAAAAUGAUGUAAAUGCUGUGAAGGAUUUUAAAGAUACAGGCAUUUUUCCAUCAAACAGAAAUGUUUUUGGUGAUGAUGAUUUUAUUGCUUUAAAUCAUGAGAGUACAGAAAAUGUUCAGUAAAUUGAUCAGCAAGAAGGAUAUAUUAAAAUGGAAUUUUUUGAUGAAUCUGAAUCAGAAGCAGACACUGUUUCACCAAACAGAAACGUUGAUGCUGACUUUAUUGCUGCUAAUCAUGGAAAUGUUCAACUUUAUCAAGAAAAAGAACAUGUUAAAGAGUUCUGUGAUAAACUUGCAGCAGGACUGUCUACAGCUUCAGAUAUUGUGCCUUCUCUUGAUAACGACGUCAACAUCACCAUCAAAACAGAAGAAGACAACUUUAUGUCAGUGUGGCUCCCAGAAUCUGAUUUUUUUACCAAUGAUUGCGAUGUAGUCCAAAAUGCAGUAGAAAUGCAAGGGUUGCAGUAUAUAGUGUGUAAGUUGUAAUAAGAAGUGUGAUUGAUAAGGAUAAAUGUUGUUAUUUUUGAAAGAUUAAAAAAGAAACACGAGAUGGCUAAGAUAGCCACCUCGAAAAGUCGGAAGGUAUGUACCAGA
Monomorium pharaonis (pharaoh ant) is the source of this 1694-nucleotide messenger RNA. RefSeq lists its product as uncharacterized. Bases 1251 to 1586 code for a protein of 111 amino acids. NCBI's taxonomy places the organism in Eukaryota, Metazoa, Arthropoda, Insecta, Hymenoptera, Formicidae. The transcript has 3 exons. The record is from RefSeq and is a predicted model, not a curated record.